Molecule: messenger RNA, 807 nt
Organism: Epithele typhae
Lineage: Eukaryota; Fungi; Basidiomycota; Agaricomycetes; Polyporales; Epitheliaceae
Product: small-subunit processome
Exons: 5
Coding region: 1-807 (268 amino acids)
Biological process (GO): rRNA processing
Cellular component (GO): nucleolus; small-subunit processome
Source: RefSeq, a predicted model, not a curated record
AUGUCCUCCAUAAAGAACUCGCUCCACAGGAGAAACCACAAAGAGCGGUCGCAGCUGUCGCACCGCUCACGACUCGGCAUCCUCGAGAAACACAAGGACUAUGUUCUCCGCGCUCGCGACUACCACUCAAAACGAGACAGGCUCAACCUCCUGCGCGAGAAGGCGGCGACCAGGAACAAGGAUGAGUUCUACUUCUCGAUGACGAGGGAGAAGACAGAGGGAGGCGUGCACGUAAAAGACAGAGGGAACGAAGCCCUCCCAACAGACAUCGUGAAAGUCCUGAAAACCCAGGACGAGAACUAUCUGCGGACGAUGCGAGCUGCGGGGCUCAAGAAAAUUGACAGGAUAAAGUCGCAGCUCAUGCAGCUCGCAAACCUGGUGCACUCCGCGGACGAAGACGGGAUCGCCCGUGAACGUGCGGCGACAAGUCGCCAGGCAUCGUCUUCCGCUUCUCCCCAAGACGGCAGUCUGGAGACAGUGUCGGAAAGAAUGGAUGUCGACAUGGGGUGGAAAACACCGGAGUCGUUUGCGCGGAAGAAAGGAAAGUCCCGCGCAUCUGCGGAGGAUGACUCGAUCACCUCUGUGGAUGCUAGCCAGACAGAGGAAACACCGAACCAUCGAGCCCGUUUGCUCAAGGAGCUUUCUGCUCGGCUCGUGAGAGACAGACAGCUGCGGUAUGCUGAGAGGGAGCUUGAGAUGCAGCGACAUCUUAUGAAUAGUGGGGCGGCUAGAAAGCUGAGUGGCUUAGAGCGUGCUGAUGAUGCAACGGAGACGACGACGAAGACAGGCCGAGACCCAAGACAGUAG